Messenger RNA from Penicillium malachiteum, 489 nucleotides. RefSeq lists its product as uncharacterized. The transcript has a single exon. The record is from RefSeq and is a predicted model, not a curated record. NCBI's taxonomy places the organism in Eukaryota, Fungi, Ascomycota, Eurotiomycetes, Eurotiales, Aspergillaceae. The coding region runs from base 1 to 489 and encodes 162 amino acids.
AUGAGUUAUCUGACUAGCUUAUCCAGCCCAAAGCUUGUCGACGAUAUCACGAUCGUUCCAAAUAACUUCAACUGGACGCUAGAGAAAACGCAGGCACCUCCAUAUAAUCUCAAUAGCGUCCCAGCAAAUUAUCAGGGCGUUCUAUCUGAGCAAAAUGGAGCUGAUAACUCCUUACAAGUGAACAGCACAAUAGCCAAUUGCAGCGGGAUCGAGGUUUCAAGUUGGCAGUUUACAUCACUAUCCUACAACACCACUUCAAAUUACAACGCAACCAAUUUCACGAACCCAGUUAUCAAUCUCCAAUUUGAUGGUCAGACUGCAAACUUGUCCAUGAAGGGAUACGCUAGUGUGAUGCCUGAGUAUAAGACAGGGCCGGUGUACCAGGAAGGGUGUGUGGCUUUUGCGGGUGAAUUUACCAUCACCUUUUCAGGAGUUAUCGACCUCUACCAUUCAGAUGCACUAAGGAACGAUACGGCCACUCCCACAUGA